Molecule: messenger RNA, 4863 nt
Organism: Musa acuminata AAA Group (dessert banana)
Lineage: Eukaryota; Viridiplantae; Streptophyta; Magnoliopsida; Zingiberales; Musaceae
Product: sporulation-specific protein 15-like
Exons: 8
Coding region: 184-4512 (1442 amino acids)
Source: RefSeq, a predicted model, not a curated record
CUCCCGUCUUCUCCCAUCUGUCACUGUCCCUCUCUCUCUCUCUCUUGUCUUCUCUCGACCAAAAGAAAUCGCCAGAGCAAUCGACGCGAACGAAGCGGAAGCCACUCUCUUGGUCAUCAGAUCGCUCGAUCGCUCCGAGGUGCAAAGGAUACGUACCUGCCAUUACUGUGACUAGCACAAUAGAUGGCUGAAGACUUGCAACUGAACGAGAUUGAAGUGAAGCUAUCCGGAGAGGUAGGUGAGAAUGAAAAAGAAAGUUUAACAAAUGGUGAUACAGACUUACCGAGUAAAGAAGGAAAUAAAGAAGAGGAGGAAUCUCCAUCAGAUGGAGAAUACAUAAAGGUAGAGAAGGAAAUAUUGGUAGAUGCAAAACAAAGUUCUCACCUGCUCAACCUGAUAAUGGAAGUGGAAGAAAACUUAAUCGCUGUCAACCAUCAAUCAGGCAAUUCAGAAGCAAAUGUCAAUUUUAUGGAAACAAGAGAGAAGAUCAAGGAGCUCAAGGUUCAAUUUGAAACCAUCCUUGCAAAAUUUAUCAGUUCAGAAGCUGAAAAAGCUUUGCUAAAAUCCAAGUUUGAACUAACAAAUGACAAGUUAGACAAAAUGAACAAGCAUCGCGAAGAGCUUGAACUUGGCCAGAAGUUGAUGAAAAAUCAGAUUUCAGAGGCUGAACGGAAGCACACUUUGCAGCUUGAAUCCCAUCAGGAAGCACUAAAGGCUACAGAGAUGAAGCAUAAGGAGCUUGUUGAUAUAAGGGAAUCUUUCACUGGGUUGUCUGCCGAGCUGGAGAGCUCAAGAAGAAGGAUAAAGGCACUUGAAGAAGAGUUACUAUCCUCAGUUAGUGAGCUGCAUAAAGCCGAAGAAAUAAGUAAAAGCAGUAGUUUGCAAGCAGAGUUAGAAUCAAGGAAAGUUCUGGAGUUAGAGAAGAUGCUGGAAGUGGCACAUGUGACUGCAAAGGAGACGGAGGCUCAAAUAAGUAAUUUACAAGAGGAGUUGAAGGAACUCUAUGAGAAGAUUGCAGAAAAAAAGCAGGUUGAACAGGAACUUCAAAGUACUUCAUUAGAGCUUUCAAAAUUUCAGGAGAAGUUGGAAAUCUCAAAAUCAGAAGCAGCUCAACUGGAACAGAACCUUGUUUCUAAAGAUGCUGCAAUGCAUAAACUUAUUGAAGAACUAAAUCUGCAUAAGGUUUCUGAUGAGCAGUUGAGAACAAAUGUCACUGUGCUGGAAAAUAUGCUUUCUGCUUCAAAAGAAGAUCUCCAAACGAAGCUUGUGAAUUUUGAGGAAUUAGAACUGAGGCUUCAGGAGAAGGUAAAGGAAAGGGAAAUGUUUGAAGCUUGCUUCAAGGACCAAGAAGUGCAGAUAUCAAGCUUAAGAAAUGAUUUGUCUAACUUGGCAGUAGAAAAGGCAACUCUAGAUAACAUUGUGACUGAACUUAAUACUAAAUUGUUAGAGAAGGAGGAACUGCAUACGAAAUUUGAGGCCAAACUUAAUGUGGCUGAUCAGGAUUUGAAGAAAACGGACUCACUUCUAUCACAAGCAUUAUCAUAUAAAGAUGACCUUGAGAAAAAGCUGGAAUUGGUUGAACAGCUCCAUCAUGAAUCCAGAACAGUUACUGAGGCUGCUACUAAAAGAAACAUUGAGCUAGAAGAUCUGGUCCAUGCAUCAAAUGCAGCGGAAGAGGAUCUUAGAUCACAGCUGAAGGACAGUGAGAUGAGAUUGGCAUCCACUGAGAAGAGAAUUAUGGAGCUUGAGCAACAAAUAAAUCUUGCAGAGAUAAGAUACCUUGAUGCACAGAGUGAGAUAAAGGAACUAAAUGAGAAAAUAACAGAGCUUACUGCUUCAUUGAAAGAAGUAGAUGAAGAAAAUGCACUAUCAAGGCGACGCUUUGAGGGUUAUGAUGACAGGGUCGACCAAUUGGAAUCUUCUUUGAGUAAGUCAUUUUCGAGAAAUGUAGAGCUUGAAAAUGAGCUUAAUGAUCUCAUGAAAGAGUGUGCAGAACAUGAGGAACAUGCUACAGCAAGACAUCACCACAGUCUCAAGCUGGAAGACUUGGUUCAGUCGUCUCAUUCAAGGGCUGAAGAUGCUGAAAAGAGAGCAGCAGAAUUAGAACUAUUGUUGGAAGCUGCUAAUUAUCGGAUGCAGGAACUUGAGCAACUACUGAGCAUCACAGAGGCAAAACAUAAAGAUGUUGAGGUCGAAUCAAAGCAAUACAGCAGCAAGGUCUCUGAGCUUCUUACAGAACUUGUAGCAUAUCAGACACAGACACAGAGUCUUGAAGCUAAGCUGCAAGCUGCAAACGAGAAGGAGAGGGAGUUGACAGAUAUCCUAAAUAUAGUUACCGAAGAAAGAAAAAAAAUUGAGGAUCUGUCUAUUAAUCAGGGUGAGAAACUUUAUGAAUCUGAGAAUCAAAUUCAGAUAUUGCAAAAUGAGUUGAAAUAUUUAAGAGAGAAAGUGGAAGGUGUUCAGAAAGACCUUGACAAUUCAAGUGUUCGAGAGAAAGAGCUACUUGAGAAGCUUAGAUAUGCUGGAGAACAGUUAGGACAUCAUGUAAAGAUUGUAGAGGAAGUUACUUCAAGAAAUAUAGAAUUGAAUUCACUAAACGAAUCAUUAGUCAACGAUUCAGAGUUGAAACUCCAGGAAGUAGAAGUGAGCUUCAAGGAAAGGGAGUCUGAAGCUAAAGAAUUGCAUGGUAAGUUAAAAUCUCUUGAGGAACAAUUGGCAUUUUAUAAAGAACAGGCAAUCGAAGCUACUGAAAGUGUUUCCUCGCUAAAGGCAGAGUUGGAGGCAGGUGCAGUGAAACUGGUUUCCCUUGUAAACAAUGUUGAGGAGCUUAAGCAAAAGGUCUCAGAAGCUAAUUUAAGAGGUGAACAGACAAUUUCUGAAAAUGAGUUGCUGGCUUUGACAAACUCCAAGCUCAGGGAGGAGUUGGAAGCUCAGCAACACGAAGUCAAUGAGCUUAAUGAGUUGUUGAAAUCCAUCCAUGCCGAGAAGGAGGCUACUGAUGAGCAACUCGCGUCUCAUGCAAGUACAAUAAUGCAAUUAACUGAUGAACAUUCAAGAGGCCUGGAGCUCCAAUUUGCAACUGAAUCUCGUCUUAAAGAAAAUGAAGCCCAGCUGCAUGAAGCUAUUGAGAAAUACAAGCAGAGAGAGAUGCAAGCAAGAGAACUGAAUGAAAAGCUGCUUGCACUUGAAACUCAGUUAAGAAAUCAUGAAGAACAGGCCAGUCUGUCAGCUAUUUCUGCUACAAGUCAGAAGGGCAAAUUAGAAGAGGCUCUAUGCAAGAUACAGGAUCUGGAUGGACAUGUUCAGCAAUUAAAAGCCAAGUCCGAUCAAUUCAGAACUGAGAAUGAAGGUUUAGCCAGACAAAAUGCAAGGUUCUCUGAGGAGCUUGCGGCAUAUGAGACUAAAAUGAAUGAAUUACAAGUAGCAUUAAAUGCAGCCGUUACAGAGAAAGAAGACAUAUCUGUACAACUUCUUGCUUCCAAGAAGGAAAUGAUGGAUCUCGUGCAGCUGCAUAACUCUGAUAAAGAAAAACUCCAGUCACAGAUAACCUCUGCUAUGGAGGAGCACAACAUGGUCAGCGAAAUGUACCAUAAGGCAACGAAAGAACUUGAAUCAACCAUAGUCCAGUUGGAAGAAAAACUAAGUGAAAAGAAAGCAAGGGAAGACUCUCUUAAUUCUCUCACAGAAAAUCUUAAAGCACAGUUGGCUGAGAAAUCUCUUAUGCAAUCACAGAUUCCAGAGCUUGAACAAAAGUUGUUGUUAGCUGAGAAAACAUAUAUCCAAGAGAUUGAAAGCAUGGCAACAGCUGCUGCCCGAAAAGAUGCAGUACUAUCAGCUAAACUAGGAGAGCACACAAGCGUACUCCAAGAAAGAGAUGCCUUAGAACAGCAAUUAAGGGAAGUUCUGCAGGAACUUGAUUUGGCACGAAGAACCAUUAUAGAACAGAAAGAAUUGGGCUCGGUGAAGGAGUCGGAAAGGCAAGCUUCCAUGAAGCAGUCACUUGAUGCAUUAGAGUCUAGGAAUCAGCACGCCACACUUCUAGAAAAACAAGUCGAGGGACUUCAGCAGAAGCUACAAGAAGCCGAAGCCCAUUACAGAGAGAAGGUUAUAGAAGAAAACACAAAGCUUGCACUUGUUGAGGUGGAGCUUAAUGAAUUAAGACUUAAACAGAGUCAAACCACUGAAAUGGAAAAGAAGAUAGCAGAGCUUGAAAACACAUUGCACUUGGCCCGCACAAGUGCCGAAGAGGUUAAGAAUGAGACCUCACAGGUGGAGAUGCAGGAUGCUGCGAUCGAGGUGAAAUCAAGAGAUCUUGGACUGGACACGUCAACAUUGUCCAAGAGAAAAAGCAAGAAAAGAAGUGACAGAGUCCACCAUGAUACAAAUACUGCUACUGUUAGUCCAAAUGCGCAAGUCGCUCCAGAGCGUUCAGGAGCCAUGGCCUUCAAGUUCAUCUUGGGAGUAGCCUUGGUAUCAAUAUUCAUUGGCGUUAUUCUUGGAAAGCGAUAUUAGCAUAUGGUUUGUGGACUUGGAUUCUUGUCUCUCUUUUUACUGUAAUAUAUGUCCAUUUGUUUUUGGACUAAAAAAGGGGAAACUUUGCAUGACGGAAGUGGUGCUCGAGUUGAUCAGCCAACGUGAUCUAUGAAAUCAUUUCCUGGGAUGUAAUUGGCAAGUCAAUAUCUUGUAGUUUUUGGAGACUGGUAGCUUUACUGAGUCUUGUACUUUUGGCUUGGCAUAGGAACUUUGUUUUCUGUUUCGUUCCUACAUAUACUUGAGCAAGCCGUGGGGGACUGCCUGCGACUUGCUUUGCUAUACUUGCGCUUGUAGAUGUUCUGUUAUGAGACAUAAUAAUGCUUUGUUUCA